Phanerochaete carnosa HHB-10118-sp is the source of this 1751-nucleotide messenger RNA. RefSeq lists its product as uncharacterized. Gene Ontology annotation, molecular function: monooxygenase activity; heme binding; iron ion binding. The record is from RefSeq and is a predicted model, not a curated record. Lineage: Eukaryota; Fungi; Basidiomycota; Agaricomycetes; Polyporales; Phanerochaetaceae. The transcript is spliced from 11 exons. The coding region runs from base 1 to 1620 and encodes 539 amino acids.
AUGUUACUCCGUAUGAACAGUCUCUUGAUGUCCGUUCACCUCCCUCUUCGUGAUGCCAUCGCCAUCGUGGUCUUUUCCGCCUUAGGAGCGCACGCUAUCUUCAAGCGAUGGGAGCCCUUGUGCAUUCCCAUUGUUUCGUCUCUGUUGUUCUUCGCUCCUGCAGCUGUGUCGACACUCCUCGUCUCUCACUUUGGUGUUCCGAGAGGACUUGUCCUAGGCUUCUCGAUAUAUUUCACCACGCUACUUUCAUCCAUCGUCAUCUACCGUAUUUCUCCCUUCCACCCGCUUGCGCGGUACCCAGGACCGCUGCUGGCCAAAGUUACCAAGUUCUACCACGUCGCGAAGGUCUAUUCAGGGAAGCAACAGCGUUACGCAAAGCAGAUGCAUGAGACAUACGGGGAUAUUGUAAGAACCGGUCCCAAUGAGGUGAUCAUACGUGAUGCAUCGUGUAUCACGCCCCUUCUAGGAUCACAAGGCUUUCCCAAAGGACCCAUGUACGAGGGAAGGCACCUGUGGCCAAAGGUCCCUUCUUUGAUUGGCUUGCGAGACCCGAAGGAACACCAGCGCCGCCGUCGCCCGUGGAAUCGUGCCUUCAACACUGCUUCUUUGAAAGACUUCAAUCCUAUCAUCCAACAUCGUCAUGGGUUGGAUAUUUUCACGUACGACUUCAUGGGAGAUUUGGUAUACGGUGGAUGGACUGAAAUGCUGCGCGAGGGUGGAGACCAUAAUGGUCUCUGGAAGGUUCUUAAAUCAGGCAUAAAAGCUUCCUUCGUGUAUGAGCACAUGCCGUGGUUGUCUUACUACGGGAAGAUGCUUCCUGGAGGCGUUGACGCCAUCAAGAAGAUGCAUGCAAUGGCAUUCAGCCAGACAGAGAAACGAUACGCCUCAGGUUCCACAUCAAGGGACUUGUUCUAUUUCUUGGGUAACGAAGAUGGUGCGGAGAAGGUCGAUCCUCCUAGGUCCUUGGUCAUUUCGGACGGUCUUCUUGCCUUGAUUGCCGGCGCGGAUACCACUAGCACUGUUCUUGCCAGCACAUUCUACUGCAUCCUGCGCAACCCAGAGGCGUACAAGCGCUUGCAAGCCGAGGUCGACAAAUUUUACCCGCCGGGGGAAGAUUCGCUCGACCCCAGGCACCUGCCUGAGAUGCAAUACCUGGAGGCCAUCCUCAUGGAGACUCUGCGGCUAUUCCCUGCAGUACCGAGCGGUAGCCAGCGUGCACCAGAGAUUGGCACGGGCGGGAAGGCCAUAGGUCCAUAUUACAUCCCCGAAGGGACGCAGACGCGCGUGAGCUUCUUGGGCGUCCACCGCGACCCGCGCAACUUCACGCACCCGGACAUGUUCUGGCCCGACCGCUGGCUCAUCGCCGAGGGUCUGCAGACGCAUAAAGAGGAGAUCGUGCACAACCCGAACGCGUGGGUGCCUUUCUCGUUCGGCCCGUCGAACUGCGUCGGCAAGAACCUCGCGAUGCAGGAGAUGCGCAUUCUCGUUUGCCAUCUCGUGCAGCGGUUUAACUUCCGCUUCGAGGACGGCUAUGAUCCCGCGCAGUUUGAGCGCGACAUCGAAGAUAGGUUCGUUGUCGUUAUCAGGCGGUUGCCUGUAGUCGUCGAGCGGAGGGAUUAGUGUCUCUACUAUCUGCCUUCUGCUGCUUGGCUGGACGUCUGGUUUUGAACGGACGUGUGACCUGUUGUAUGUUUAGUGUUUUCACAUACUACCCAUGUUGUUAAGAUUGCUAUGAAUGCCAGUGGCUUCGC